Molecule: messenger RNA, 3375 nt
Organism: Candida tropicalis MYA-3404
Lineage: Eukaryota; Fungi; Ascomycota; Pichiomycetes; Serinales; Debaryomycetaceae
Exons: 1
Coding region: 1-3375 (1124 amino acids)
Biological process (GO): ribosome biogenesis
Cellular component (GO): nucleolus
Source: RefSeq, a predicted model, not a curated record
AUGUCAACUUUGGAUACAGCUGAAGGCGUUACGAAAUUCUUGAGAUCCAAGGAUGCGUCUAUUUCUGAUGUUGUUGAAAAGGCAAAUAACUUAUUAGAUGGUACAUUGGAUAUAUAUUUACCAGGAAAAAAUCUAUUUGUUUUAAACUUAUUGUGUGAUCGAUUAAAUGACAAGUCAAAGGGAAAAUUUGGUAAAUGGAAGUUUGACUCUGAAGUGUGGGAAUUAUUGAUUAAAACUUGGUAUGAUUUAAAUGGAAAUGUACUGGAAAGACAGAGAUCUAUUCAAAAAUUGAAGAUUCUUGAAACUGCUAUUAUCCUUCUCAAUCAGAGUAAUGACAAUAAUGUUUUGUCACACAUGUUUAAGUUUCUUCAGAUUUUAGUCACUGAAUCAUACAUUGAAUCAGACGAAAACUUGGUGAUUCAAUUAUUGAAAAGCUUUGUUGAACAUAAGGAUUUACCAGAAGAUCAACAGAAAGUUUUGACAUGGAUUGAAUUAAUAUAUGAUAUAUUUACAAGAGCUACACUGAAAAUUAGUCUUGAAGGAUCAAAGAAAUUGUAUACUAAAUUCUUUGAAGAGUGUGCCUUUUCGUUAACCAACUUCUUGUUAAUAUCAAAUCAGCAGUUAUCGUUUCACAUAGUUGAAAAGUUGUUAGUCCACGGGAUUUUUAAUGAAGACUCCAUCCACUACUUCCAAUCUAACCUUGAAAGAUCAUUGAAGAAACAAGACGUAGAUAGUAGAAUCUUAAUUUACUUGUACCAAAAAGCAGUGGAUCAAUUGGCUUCAAAAAAUAUGAAAGUGUGUGAAGAAUCAUAUUCUUUGAUAUCGUCCAAAUAUCCGGAGUUAUCUGAAAAGUUGUUAUCCAUAUUGGCUGGUUCGAACAAGACUAUAUCACAUGAAUUCAUUGAAACAAUUUACAAAGCAGAAAUUGGAGAUAAAAAUUUCAAGGAGUUAAACUGGGAAAUGGUUAAGCAUAUUUUUGAAAUUGAUAGUGAAUUAGCAUCCAAAAGAUCAGGUUUCUUGUUCAAAACAUACCAGACUCAUUUUGGUUUAGAUGACAAGGUAUUACCAGUUGGUAAAAUUAUUGUGGAGGGUUAUUUAAAAAACCGUGAGUUGACAGAAUUCUUUACCAAAAUCUGGCCAAAAGCAAUUAAAAGAGAUGAAUUAUGGGAAAGUGAAAGUUUCAUAGAUACCGUUGCAGAAACAGUCAAGUCAUUUUCCGGGAAACAAUUGAUUAAUGUUAUUGAAACAUCUUAUACCCUUGAAUUGGGAUGCCACAGGGCUAUCUUCACUGCUAUUACCAAAGGUCUCACAUCAUCUCCUCCAAGGUUAGUCGAAGCUGUCAAGUCAACUUUGUUGGACCAGAAUACAUACUUUAACUCAAAGGAGAAUUUUUGGACUAUUCGAUACCAUUUGCUUUGUUGUUACGGUAAGGAAUUUGUAGUUCCUGAAAAGAUUCUUGUUCCAGAUAUUGAUUUAUAUUAUCAUUUUACUGUUUUCAGAUUGUUGGAAUUGCAAAUAGUUACAGAAUAUUCAAAGUCAAAUCAAGAAUACUUUAUGGCUACCAUUAAGGAUUACACUAGUUCAUUAUCCAAAAUAUUCAAAAGAUGGCUAGUUAUUUUCAACCAUUACUUUGACGGAGAAACAUUAUCAAAACUUUUAGCAUUGGCUCAUACUCAAUUAAAUUUCAAUGAUGUUUUCUUUGAACAAACUAAAUUGACUACCGCGUUAAUCAAGUUCAUUAUUGAUGAUAUCAAUGAGCGGGUACCAUUGCUUAGACAAAUCCCAAUAGUUUGUUUCAACAAAUCCCAAAAGAAAAAGAUAAUCAAUAGUUUACUUGAACUUGCCACUGCCAAAUCCGAUGAAAGAAUACUUCAAACUAUCAAGUACAUGCUUCUUCAACCAAGUCUCCUGUCUCGAUUAGAAACCGACUCAAAGAGUUUAUUGAAAUUGGUUGCAGUGGCUAAUACCAAGACUAAAAAUAUUACUACUGAGAUUGUUAAGAUUGUCUGGAGAAACAAUGUGCAACAAAUCAAGAGAGAAGAUAUUGAAGAUUAUGUCAUUGACUUACUCAAAUAUUUGAAUGACUAUCUCUCUUUGGGCAAGAACAAUUUAACUGAAGUACCAGAAACUGAACUUGCAUUAGUAAUUCUUUCAAAUACAAGUGAAGAGUCGUUGCCACAAGAAGUUACAUCAGCAUUUACUGAGUUAAAGACGAAUUUCACGAAAUAUUGCAUUGACGGUUUGAAAUCUGGUAAUAAUAAUAAUAACAUAUCAGCUACAAACUGGUUGAUCAGAGCAUUGGUUGUUUGUUCAACUGACACCUUGAAUUAUGAGGACGUUAAAGCCUUUUUGACUAGUCUUGAUGAAGAGGUACUCAAUGAUAACAAUAUUCAAACAAUUGUAUUCCAAUUGGUAUGUCAAACAAUGCCACUCGAUUAUAAAGGUGUUAUUUAUAUCUUGGGAUUGUUCAUUGCAUUACAAUCUCAAGGCGACUUGCAAUUAUAUGAUUGCUUAAAUGAGUUCCUUCAAAAGGUAUCCCUGGACACUCAACUAUUCUCCAAAGCAUACGACUAUUUCACUGAAUCAAGUAAAGAUGUUCCUUCUGAGUUUACAAAGAGUUUUGUGCAAAUGGCUUGUGGGUUCUUAAACUCGACCACUAAAGAUGUCGCUAAUUGCAACAGGUACAAUACAGAAUGCUUUUCAUUCUUCAUUGAUUCCAUUAAGUCUGAAAAUGAAAAUGUCAUAUUGUUAGUAUUGUCGAAUUUACGUGAUUUAUUGACAAGCAAAUCUUGGAUGUUCAAUCAAUACCUUUUGGAAACCACUUUAGUGAUAAUCAAUUCUGUUGUACAAAGACUUAUGGACUUUAAUGACCAGGAAGAAAUUUACAUACUAGCAUCACAAGUUGUUUCACACAUUUUAUUGUAUCAUCGUUUCAAAAUUGCUACUAGACAUCAUCUUAUUUUGAAUUUUAUAUCGUCAUUAUUGGAACCAUUGGCUAAUAUUAACAAAUCCACUAAAUUGACUGCUAACGAAAAUGCUGCUGCAGCAUAUGCCAGAUUAUUAAGUAACUUGUGUGAACCAAUCGAAAGAGUCGGAGACAAAAUGACACAUUUAACUACUUCGUCAAACUAUUUUAAAAAAGUUUUAAGAAAGCAUUUACCUGUUUUAUUAAGCAAUUAUAUUCAUUUUAGUUUAAAAUACACUUUCAGUCGUACAGUCAAUGAUGCUAUCGUUUUGGGAAUGUAUAGUGUAUUUGACGUAUUAUCACAGUCAGAAUUGAGAAUUGUUAACGCUUCCUUGGAUUACGGUGGUAGAUCAUUGUACAAGACUCUUUACAACGACUACAAAGAACAUGGUAAAUGGAAGGACAACUGA